Acanthosepion pharaonis is the source of this 1188-nucleotide messenger RNA. The record is from the annotation of a GenBank genome assembly. NCBI's taxonomy places the organism in Eukaryota, Metazoa, Mollusca, Cephalopoda, Sepiida, Sepiidae.
AUGAACCAAACAGCAUAUGUAUUUUUAUGCAAGUCAAGGUCAAUAUACCUGUUCUACAAUAUCUAUCUAUCUAUCUAUCUAUCUAUCUAUCUAUCUAUCUAUAUUUUCUCAUGUUGUCUGUCUGUGUGUCUCUCACAUUUUUCUAUCUGUUUCUCAUUCCUUCUUUCUCUUGUUGGAUUUAACCUUUUUUUUUUUUUUACUUCUCCCGACAUAUUUACUUCAUGUUUUUUUCUUCUUUUCCUUCCUUUUUUUUAUGAGAGAUUUUCUUGUCUUUCCUUUUUUUUUCUUCUUCGUUUUCUGUUUUUUAACUUACCCAGCAUUCAUUGCUUUUGUUAUAAUUUCCCCCCUCCUCACUCCCGCAUAUUGCCUUGUUUGUUUCUUUCUUUCUUUCUUUCUUUCUUUCUUUCUUUCUUUCUUUCUUUCUUUCUUUCUUUCUUUAUGCUACAUUUCUUUCAUUUAAUUUCUUUCUUUCUUUCUUAUUUCUUUUUCUCCCUUCUCAUUUCUUUCUUUUUUUCUUUCUUUUUGUUUCUUUUUCUUCCUUUCUUUCUUCCUUUCUUUCCUUUAUUUUCUUUCUUUUUCGUUUUUCUUCCUUUUGUCUUUCUUACUUUAUUCUUUCUUUCCUUUUUCUUUCUUUUUUCUUCCUUUCUUUCAUUUAUUGUCUUUCUUCCAUCUCUCCUUUUCCUUCCCUCUUUUUCUUCUUCUUUUCUUUCAUUUCUUUUCUUUCUUUUUUCUUUCUGUCUUCGUUUUUUCUUUCUGUUUCUUCCUUUCUUUUUUCCUUUUUUCAACAUUUUUUCUUCUUUCUUUUACCUUUUCUUUCUUUCUUUUUUUCUUCCUUUCUUUCACUUAUUGUCUUUCUUUCUUCUUUCUUUUUUAUUUCUUCUUUUCUUUCAUUCAUUUUCUUUCUUCCUUCUUUCUUUUUUCAGUUCUUUCAUUUAUUUUAUUAUUUCCUUUUUCCUCCCUCCCUUCCUUCCCUUCCUUCAUUCCUUCCUCUCUUUCUUUCUUUCUUUCUUUCUUUCGUCUUUCUUUCUUUCGUUUAUUUUAAUUAAUCCUUUCUUUCUUUCUUUCUUUCUUUCUUUCUUUCUUUCUUUCUAUUUACCUAGUCUUUACAUUGUUUCUUUCUUUCAUUCUUUCUUUCUUCCUUUCUUUCUUUCUUUCUUUCUUUCUUUCUUUCUUUCUUUCUUUCUGUAG